UCAAAUCAAAAGUUUCAAUCGCAGCGUACUGCCCAAAGACAGAAGAAUCCCAGAAAAAAAAUUCAAUAUGACCGCCACCGCCAUUCGCAGCUUGAACGAUUUCCACAAACGUUUGGAGGCCGCCGAUAGAAAAUUGGUUGUCUUGGACUUCUAUGCCACCUGGUGUGGACCUUGCAAGGAAAUGGAAGGCACCGUUAAAUCUCUGGCCCGUCAAUAUGCCGGCAAGGCGGUGUUCAUUAAAAUCAAUGUGGAUAAAUUUGAAGAGCUCACGGAGAAAUAUAAUGUCCGCAGCAUGCCCACUUUUGUAUUUCUCAAGGGUAUGAGACGUGUCAGCAGUUUCUCCGGAGCCGAUGAUGAUAAGCUGAUCAGAACUGUAACCAAACUGGCCAAAUAGAAGACGGAUGAGAACUGGAAUCCGGGCAGGCGCCGGCGUCGAAUCCCAUUUUGAUAUAUAUGUAAUUUUAAAAUAUUCCGUUUUUGUGAACAAAUUGUGACCAUGUCUUAUAUAGUUUAAGUGAAUUUGUGAUGUAACUAGUAAUUGUCUAUUCAUUCCACAUAUAUAUAUAACUCGAAAUGCUUGUAAUACACUAAAAUAAAUACAACUUGUGACGUAAUGGUACAGAGA
Molecule: messenger RNA, 625 nt
Organism: Drosophila willistoni
Lineage: Eukaryota; Metazoa; Arthropoda; Insecta; Diptera; Drosophilidae
Product: thioredoxin-1
Exons: 1
Coding region: 68-394 (108 amino acids)
Molecular function (GO): protein-disulfide reductase activity
Source: RefSeq, a predicted model, not a curated record